Messenger RNA from Microsporum canis CBS 113480, 1497 nucleotides. RefSeq names its product glucokinase. The transcript is spliced from 2 exons. The record is from RefSeq and is a predicted model, not a curated record. Gene Ontology annotation, molecular function: glucokinase activity; D-glucose binding; mannokinase activity. Gene Ontology annotation, cellular component: cytosol; mitochondrion. Gene Ontology annotation, biological process: glucose 6-phosphate metabolic process; intracellular glucose homeostasis; glycolytic process. Bases 1 to 1482 code for a protein of 493 amino acids. NCBI's taxonomy places the organism in Eukaryota, Fungi, Ascomycota, Eurotiomycetes, Onygenales, Arthrodermataceae.
AUGGCUUCGGCGGUCCUAGAUGAAGCCAAGAGGAUUUCCGCGGGGUUCGAGUACUCCCCGGAGGAGCUCAAUAAAGGAGUGGAGGAGUUUCUGCGUGAAAUGGAGGUGGGAUUGUCACGCGAGGGUGCAGGAUUGAGCCAAAUCCCCUCCUACAUCACUUCAGUGCCCGAUGGAACUGAGAAGGGUGUAUAUCUAGCAGUCGAUCUUGGUGGCACCAACCUCAGGGUCUGUUCCGUCAACCUGCAUGGAAACUCCACCCAUUCGAUGACACAAUCCAAAGCAGCCAUUCCGAGAGAGCUGAUGGUUGCUGAGCAUGGAGCAGAACUAUUCACUUUUUUAGCGAAGCAAAUCGAGUCUUUCCUACGAGAACACCAUUCGGAACAAUUCAGCUCUCAUAUUGAGAAAAGACAGACUGGCGAGGUGAAAGAGAAAUAUGCGGAAGAGCACGUCUUUGAUUUGGGGUUUACCUUUAGUUUCCCGGUUAUCCAGCAUGGAAUCAAUAAAGGUGAACUGUAUCGAUGGACGAAGGGAUUUGAUAUUCCCGAAGUUAUCGGCCAGGACAUCUGUAAGCUAUUACAGACCGCGAUUGACGAGCUCAAGCUGCCCGUUCGGGUUGCAGCACUCAUCAACGAUACCGUGGGAACGCUGAUGGCUAGAUCAUAUUGUUCUCCCGGAAGCUCAACGACAUUGAUAGGCGCUAUUUUUGGGACAGGGACCAACGGAGCAUACGUCGAGAAGAUGCCGCGUGUCACGAAAAUGGACAAGUGCAGCAGCGAUGCGUAUAACAAGUCAGCUCCAGAGAUGGUCAUAAAUGCCGAGUGGGGCAGUUUCGACAAUGCUCUCAAGGUAUUGCCAAAUACGGAAUUUGAUAUCCAGCUUGAUAACGAGACCGUCAACCCUGGGAUCCAGAUGUUCGAGAAGCGGAUUUCUGGCAUGUUCUUGGGGGAAAUCCUCCGUCUCGCCAUUCUGUCGAUGGUGGAGAAUCCGUCUGUAAGCCUGUUUGGCAGCCCAGCUACUAUUGACAAAAACUCGAUCCUAUAUCAAGCUUGGGCAAUUGAUGCCAGCAUCCUGAGUAUCAUCGAAGGGGACAACUCGGAAGGGUUACAGGUCACAAAGGAGCAGAUACAAAAAGAUCUCAACGUCACCGACGUCAGUACCAGUGACUGCCAGGCUGUCAAGUACCUUGCACACUCUAUUGGUAAACGUGCAGCACGACUGGGGGCAAUGGCGCUUGGCGCCAUCGUUAUCUCCAGUGGUCGACUUGCAACGGAUGAGGUGGUUGAUAUCGGUGUCGAUGGCAGCCUGAUCGAGCACUACCCCGGUUUUGAGGGGUAUAUUCGGGAGGCGUUUCGUGAAAUACCAGCCAUCGGACCGGAAGGAGAGAAGAAGAUUCGGAUCGGGAUCGCGAAGGACGGCAGUGGUGUAGGAGCAGCACUAGGAGCCCUGGUGGCCAAGAAGAUAUCUCAAACGCUGCAAGGUUAAGGAAGUGUUUUAAAA